Molecule: messenger RNA, 867 nt
Organism: Salvia miltiorrhiza (redroot sage)
Lineage: Eukaryota; Viridiplantae; Streptophyta; Magnoliopsida; Lamiales; Lamiaceae
Product: 17.3 kDa class I heat shock protein-like
Exons: 1
Coding region: 294-752 (152 amino acids)
Biological process (GO): protein complex oligomerization; response to heat; protein folding
Source: RefSeq, a predicted model, not a curated record
CCGAUUAAUUCAAUUUCGAAGCCCAAAUUCAUAAUAAUCCUCAAAAAAGGAGAAAUCAAUAGAAGAAAAGAGGAGUGUAGAAAGUAAGAGCAUAAUCUAGAAUCCACCAUUUCUCGCCCAACUCCAAAACUUCCAGAAUUAGCACGAAACCGCCGGAUUUCUCCUCUCAUUGCUAUAAAUUAUCCUCCUACUUCACCUCUCCUCCCCAUCGAUCAAAGAUUUCGAGUGAUACAACACAAGUUCUCAACAAUCAAACAACAGCGCGAAUUCAUUCUUCGAUUAGAAAGCUAAAAAUGUCUCUGAUUCCGAGCUUCUUCGGCAACCGCCGCAGCAACGUCUUCGAUCCAUUCUCCCUCGAUAUAUGGGAUCCAUUCGAGGGGUUUAAUUUCCCCUCCGCCGCCAGUGAAACCACCGCGGUGGCCAACGCUCGCAUCGACUGGAAAGAGACGCCGGAGGCUCAUGUGUUCAAGGUGGAUGUUCCCGGAUUGAAGAAAGAGGAAGUUAAGGUGGAGGUAGAAGAUGGUGGAAUUCUGCAGAUCAGUGGAGAGAGAAGUAAAGAGCAGGAGGAGAAGAACGACAAGUGGCACCGCGUGGAGAGGAGCAGCGGGAAGUUCCUCCGCCGCUUCAGGCUGCCGGAGAAUGCGAAGCUGGAGCAGGUGAAGGCGGCGAUGGAGAAUGGGGUGCUGACUGUGACGGUGCCUAAAGAGGAAGUGAAGAAGCCGGAAGUGAAGGCCAUUGAUAUCUCCGGUUAAGGUUAAAUAAAUAUAAACUAUUUUCAAUGUUUGUUUUUCAAGUUUUGUGUUGUGGAAAUUGGUCUUUGUUUUCUGUGUUGUGUGUGAACGAGAUGAUAAAGUUGUGUAAUGUAUA